Messenger RNA from Suncus etruscus (white-toothed pygmy shrew), 2137 nucleotides. It is a transcript of the gene SUCLA2, whose product is annotated as succinate-CoA ligase ADP-forming subunit beta. The transcript has 11 exons. Gene Ontology annotation, cellular component: succinate-CoA ligase complex; mitochondrion. Gene Ontology annotation, biological process: tricarboxylic acid cycle; succinyl-CoA metabolic process. The record is from RefSeq and is a predicted model, not a curated record. Gene Ontology annotation, molecular function: metal ion binding; ATP binding; succinate-CoA ligase (ADP-forming) activity. Lineage: Eukaryota; Metazoa; Chordata; Mammalia; Eulipotyphla; Soricidae. Bases 78 to 1469 code for a protein of 463 amino acids.
CCUGGCCGGCCGGCGCGGUGAGUUCUCCUGCGCCUGCGCGCGGUGCUCGGGGGGAAACCGGGGUCGGACGCGAAAACAUGGCGGCCUCCAUAUUCUACAGCCGGCUGCUGGCCGGGACCACCUUGAGGAGCCAUCGGCCCCAGGCAGCCUUACGGGCAGCUGCGCAGGUUCUGGGAAGCCCUGCCUUGUUAAACAACCAUGGAUUCCAAAUACAGCAGCAACAGCAAAGGAAUCUCUCGCUACAUGAAUACAUGAGUAUGGAAUUGUUGCAAGAAGCUGGUGUCUCUGUUCCCAAAGGACAGGUGGCUAAAUCACCAGAUGAAGCUUAUGCAAUUGCCAAAAAAUUAGGUACUAAAGAUGUUGUGAUCAAGGCACAGGUUUUAGCUGGUGGCAGAGGAAAAGGAACAUUUGAAAGUGGCCUUAAAGGAGGAGUGAAGAUAGUAUUUUCUCCAGAAGAAGCAAAGGCUGUUUCCUCACAAAUGAUCGGAAAAAAGUUAUUUACCAAGCAAACAGGAGAAAAAGGCAGAAUAUGCAAUCAAGUAUUGGUUUGUGAGCGGAGAUAUCCCAGAAAAGAAUACUACUUUGCAAUAACAAUGGAAAGGACGUUUCAGGGUCCUGUACUAAUAGGAAGUUCUCAAGGUGGGGUCAACAUUGAGGAUGUUGCUGCUGAGACUCCAGAGGCUAUAGUUAAGGAACCCAUUGAUAUUGUAGAAGGAAUCAAAAAGGAGCAAGCUGUUCGGCUUGCAGAGAAGAUGGGCUUUCCAGCUAACACUGUGGAUUCUGCAGCAGAAAACAUGAUCAAGCUGUACAACCUCUUUCUAAAAUAUGAUGCAACCAUGGUAGAAAUAAAUCCAAUGGUAGAGGAUUCAGAUGGAACUGUGCUAUGUAUGGACGCAAAGAUCAAUUUUGAUUCUAAUUCAGCUUAUCGCCAGAAGAAAAUUUUUGAUCUGCAGGACUGGACCCAGGAAGAUGAAAGGGACAAAGAUGCAGCUAAGGCAGAUCUCAAUUACAUUGGCCUAGAUGGAAAUAUAGGUUGUCUAGUAAAUGGUGCUGGUUUGGCUAUGGCCACAAUGGAUAUAAUAAAACUUCAUGGAGGUACUCCUGCCAACUUUCUUGAUGUUGGUGGUGGUGCCACAGUUCAUCAGGUAACAGAAGCAUUUAAACUCAUCACUUCAGAUAAAAAGGUACUGGCUAUUUUGGUCAACAUUUUUGGAGGAAUCAUGCGGUGUGAUGUUAUUGCACAGGGUAUAGUUAUGGCAGUAAAGGAUCUGGACAUUAAGAUACCUAUUGUGGUACGGUUACAAGGUACACAAGUUGAUGAUGCUAAGGCACUGAUAGCAGAUAGUGGACUUAAAAUUCUUGCUUGUGAUGACUUGGAUGAGGCUGCUAAAAUGGUUGUGAAGCUCUCUGAGAUAGUGACCCUAGCCAAGCAAGCCCAGGUGGAUGUGAAAUUUCAGCUGCCAAUCUGAUUAGAGAAAUUGAUAUAUGGUUCAAGGAGUUAAGUAUGCUGUAAUUGUUCAAAUACUGUGUUCUGUAUUAUUAUUGUUCCUUUCCCCUUAAUAUGUGGAGACUGUAAUUGCUCGUAUGCACAAAACCUUUUUAAAGCAUUUCAUCUGCAUUUAAUUCUACUGUUCAUAACAGACUUUAUAUAAAAAAAUAUGAAUGGUAGAUAACUAUUUUCUUUUGUUCCAGCUUUCUUUUUUCACUUCCACAGAAUGUCACUUGCAAUAUGCAGUUUGUUAUUGUUGGAUACAGCAUUCUUCAUUUAUGAGUCCUAUGAAUAAAAUAAUAAAAAAUAUAAAAUGAAGCUUUAUUCUUUAGUUUUAAUAAUAACUAACUUCAUUAGUAGAGCAAUGUACUAGUGUUUUAUAUAAAUAGUGUUUUAUUCUAAACAUCAAACAUCUAAUUAUAUUAAUCACUAUUUACAAAGAGCUUUCAAACACUCCCCAGAUUAUUCUUUUAAGUAUUCUAGUGAAUUUAUUUGUUAAUUAUUUGAACAUGGUUUUAAUUAUGGCAAAACACUGAUAAAUUUAAAUAUCAUGAUCCUGUGGUACUAAGAAGAACCUGUAGAUUUGUAUCAAAUAAAGUUGUAUUUACAGUAACUUAACAGACAAAAUAAUGUUAUUUUUUGUUUGUU